AUGAAGGAACAAGUAUUCUGCGUGAUUCCUGAAGGCGUCGAACUUGACAUGUCAGGCUUCGACCCAUGUCUCUACAUCAAGACAUCGGACGGCCAUUGCGUGUUUAUACUGGUCUACGUGGACGACGUCUUGGUGACUGGAAGCUCGCUCGAGCUGAUUGCACACACCAAGGAAGACCUGAAGACACGCUUCGAGAUGACUGAUAGCGGCAAGUGUGCGUUUGUUCUUGGGAUCGAGCUUUUGGACGGUGAAGAUGGCAGUGUGACACUAUGUCAGCGUCGGUAUGUCGAUGAUAUCCUCAAGCGCUUUGGCAUGGAUGAUUGCAAGGCAGUCGCAAGUCCAGUCGACAUGAGCUCUCGACUUGUUUCAAGUGAUGCAACUACCAAGGUCGAUGCUCCUUUUCGCGAAGCUGUUGGUGCGUUGAUGCACCUGACCACUGCAACGCGUCCGGACAUUGCGUUUGCUGUGGGCUAUGUGUCGCGGUUCAUGGAAAAUCCCCAAGAAGAACACUGGGUUGCAGUUAAGCGUAUCUUUCGCUACCUACAAGGCACCAAGACGCAUGGAAUUUGCUACAAGCCAAGUGCAAGGAUCGACUUCCGUGGAUAUUCGGAUGCGGAUUGGGCUGGUGAACUUACCGACCGCAAGUCAACAUCGGGGUACACGUUCAUGCUACUCGGUGCGCCAGUGAGUUGGGGCAGCAAGAAGCAGCCAAGUGUUUUGCUGUCCACGACUGAAGCUGAAUACAUCGCACUCAGCUUGGCGAUUCAAGAGGGCAAGUGGAUUCAUCGUCUGCUUUGUGAGAUCGUGAUGGCUGCCAAUGAAGAAGGACCGGAACUCAUGAUUCAUGAAGACAAUCAGUCAUGUAUCAAGAUGACGAAGAACCCGGUCAACCACGGCCGUGCCAAGCACAUUGAUAUCAAGUACCAUCACAUCCGUGAUGAGGUCAAGCGCGGUGAAGUGAAGCUCAAGUAUUGUGAAACUGCGGUGAUGUUAGCGGACAUCAUGACGAAGGGACUUCAUGGACCACGCCACAAGGAGAUGACGACGGCUCUCGGGAUUCGUGAGCAUUCGGAUUGA
Molecule: messenger RNA, 1077 nt
Organism: Peronospora matthiolae
Lineage: Eukaryota; Oomycota; Peronosporomycetes; Peronosporales; Peronosporaceae
Source: the annotation of a GenBank genome assembly